GGGCGAGAGAGAGAGCGUGCGCGAGAGAGCGAGAGCGGUCUGAAUCGUGAGUGGCUUACGACACUCAGUGAGCAGAAGGUGCCUGUGCAUGCUCUAGCAGAUCACUAGUCUGCUACUGGGAAUCGAACCCGCUGACGCUCUCCGCCCCGACAUCCACAGCCCCACCCCCGACGGCCCCGCACCCAACCCCCUCGACAGCCCCUUACAGCCGGCUGGAGACGGAGGAAAAACAGGGCAGUGCAGAGGGAGCCAGAGACCGCAGCUCCGACAUGCAGCCGGGAAUCUUUCUUACCACGCGCGCGCCAGAGAGAGACCCUGAAUGAGGACUACCACCGCUGAAGGCAUACGCACACGCACGACGCUCGCUCCCCGUCUCCCUCUCACAACAGAGGAGCAUGUUGUGGAGAGAGUGAUGGCCGCACACCUGAGUGGAUUUUAACCGCAAAAGUCAGUGAUUUAUCACGGUGACGCACGUCCAUUCCGGUUGUCAGAUCCAUUGAAACUUUAGCGCGACGAGGAAAAGAAAUCGAGAGGAGGUGGAGUAGGAGGCGAGGGCAAUACCGAUCUGUUGGUAUUCAUUUUUUUCCUCCCUUCUUGGUAUUUUCUCCCCCUCUCUCCAUAUCUCCCUCUCUGUCUCUCUCUCUCUCUCGCUCUCCUGCCUCUCGCCCGCUAUCUCCGCGGCGGUGCCUCCUGCCUUCUGGUCGUCGCAGCGGAGGACUGCAGAGGAGCGCCGGCCGCCGCGGUGGACACAGUGCUCACGCAUGCGGACGCGGUGGGGGGAUAACCUGCACUUCUUCGCGCCUCGCUGAAGACAACCUCCUCCGCGACCCCCUUGAUUCCCUCCUGUCUCCCCUUCUCUCCGCUCUCCCCUGCUCUCUCCUUCUCUGCGCUCUCUCCUCUCCCUGGCUCUUUCACUUGAGGAGAACUGAGACAUUGUACGCCUGCCAGGACCCAGUGUCCGCUGAAAGGGGUGCAGGGGAGGAGGAGGAGGGGGGGACAUUGCGACCACACUGGGGUCUUUUCUAGACCCGCACAUAAUUAGUGGCAGGGCACAAAGGCAGCAGCUGAAUGGAGGUGGUCCGCCUCUGGUUAGGGGUGAGUAGGACUCUUUUUUCAUGACAGAUCACUUCAAUGAAGACAUAUUCUCGGCCCCCACCACCGCCACCGCCACCGUCGCGCCCCCCCCCCCCCCCCCCACCUCCUUGCCGUUUGAUAUCUGACAUGACAAGAGGGACUCCGCUAGGUUUGUUGUUUUCCAAAAGGGACGCUACCCUGAGUCGAUAGACAAGCGCAACAGAGAGAACGAGAGAGAGAGGGAGAGAGAGAGCGAGAGAGAGAGAGAGAGAGAAAGAGAAAAAUAAAUCAUACCUACCUCCUUUUUCUACAACAACAUAGGGAACCGGGGACGGGGAAGGAUUAGAGGCAUCGCCGCUGGUUUCUGCGAGAGCCAUCCUGCUCAUUAUGAUGUGAGACGUGACAACAUCCUAUCCAGAGCGGUUCGAUGGACAUUUUCUCGGCAACAUACUUGGAUAUUUAUGCUGAUGGAUUUCCUCCUAAUUGGUCUGUAUUUAAAGUGGCCACUGAGGAAACCCACGGGGCUGAUACUGGUUUCUCUGGGCCUGCUCCUGCGGACGGCGGCCCAGGCGGAGGGGGGCUGUCCGAGGCAGUGCCGCUGCGACAGCAAGCUGCUGUACUGCGAGGGGCUCAACCUCACUGACAUCCCCCGCAACCUGAGCAGCGCCAUGGGCCUGUCCAUGCGGGAGAACAACCUGACGGAGCUGCGCGAGGGCCACCUGGCCGGCCUGGCGCAGCUCACCUGGCUCUACCUGGACCACAACAACAUCGACCUGGUGGAGGAAGGCGCCUUCGAUAGGCUGCGGCGGGUCAAGGAGCUGGACCUGAGCAGCAAUCGCAUCGAGAGCCUGCCCAACGCCACCUUCAGGCCCCUCCCCAACCUCCGCAUUCUGGAUCUAUCGUACAACCGGCUGCAAGCCCUGGAGCCCGACCUGUUCCACGGCCUGAGGAAGCUGACUAAUUUGCAUCUGCGCUACAACGCUCUGAAAUUUGUGCCUGUGCGGAUCUUUCAGGACUGCAGGAGCAUGCAGUUCCUGGACCUGGGAUACAACCAGCUACAGAGCCUGGCGCGGAACUCCUUCGCCGGGCUGUUCAAGCUCACAGAGCUGCAUCUGGAGCACAACGAGCUGGUGAAAGUCAACCUGGCCCACUUCCCCCGCCUGAGCGCCCUGCGUACUUUGUAUAUGCACAACAAUCGCGCCGCCAUCAUGGUGAGCACCCUGGACUGGACCUGGCAGUACCUGGAAAAGAUUGACUUGUCGGGCAACGAGAUCGAGUACAUCGAGCCCCACGUGUUCGAGAGCACCCCCCACCUGAAGGUGCUCAUGCUGGACUCCAACCGGCUGAGUGCCGUGGAGCCGCGCAUACUGGACUCCUGGGCCUCCCUGGAUAGUAUCACCUUGGCGGGGAACGACUGGGAGUGCAACCGCAACGUGUGCGCCCUUGCCUCCUGGCUGAGCGCCUUCCGGGGCCAGCGGGACAGCACCCUUAUGUGCUCCAGCCCGGACAUCGCCCAGGGGGAGGACGUGCUGGACGCCGUUUACGCCUUCCAGCUCUGCGAGGACCCCCCCUCGGAGGUCACCACGGCGGGGCCCUACGCCUCCACGCGGGACCGGGCCCGGGGCAGCGGCGGCGGCGGCGUCCUGGUGGGGCCCUUCACCCUUGGCCCCUACGAGGGCAAGGGCGGGGAGUCGGCGACGGGCUCCUUCACGGAGCCCGCCGGCGGCGACAUGGACGACCUGGAGAGCACCAUGCAGAUCCACAAGGUGGUGACGGGCACCAUGGCGCUCAUCUUCUCCUUCCUCAUCGUGGUGCUCAUGCUCUACGUGGCCUGGAAGUGCUUCCCGGCCGGGAUCAGGCAGCUGCGGCAGUGCUUCACCAGCCAGCGGCGCAAGCAGAAGCAGAAGCAGAGCAUGCAGCAAAUGGCUGCCAUCUCCACACCGGAGUACUACGUUGACUAUAAACCCAACCACAUCGAGGGGGCCCUGGUCAUCAUCAACGAGUACGGCUCCUGUACAUGCCAGCAGCCCGCUUCUAGGGAGUGUGAGGUUUGAGAGCCCUGCUUUGUGAGUAUGUGUUUAACUGUGAUUAUUAUGGAUACACGACCCCCGACCCCUCCCCCCUGCUUUCCUCCUCUCCCCCUCAGCCCAGCCACCCCUUUUUGGAUAUAUUUGUGAGGGAGAUAUUAUGCGAUGCAAAGGAAUAAAGGGACGGUUCGUCUCACUGUGCUUUUCUCGUGUGCGUUUCACUGGAUUUCACUGGACUUCACACUGGAUAUAACUGGGGAUCGAGGGAGGACAGGCCCUACAUGGGCCCAUGUGACUCUGGACCUGUUGCCUACCCUGAGAGGAACUAUGGUGUGACCACGCAAGACUAUUCUUUCACACAAACACUGGAUAUUUCAGCUUUAAUGUGUCUUUCUACUUCAGGAAAUUGAGAUAUAGUUUAAAAACACAAACUGUGGACACGUCUAAAGAAGAAGAAGAAAAAAAAUCGACACAAUUUAUAUUAUGAUAAACAUUUGACAAUGAGACACACGUAUGAAAUAUAUAUCGAAGAUGUUUAAGUUUGGAAGAAGUGUAAAGAUUAGAAAAAAGAACCUGUGUAAAAUACGUUUAAGAGCAGAAAUGCAAGUGUGGGGGAAAAAAGAUUGCAAGAUGCUAUUCUAUUUCUUUUGUAAACUACAAAACAUGUUUAAAUAAAUUAAUUGCUAUUCACAGUGAAGUACUUGGUGUGUGAGACGGCUGGAAGUGUGUAAAUGAUGAGGAAUGCAUUUUUCUGAGCUAGGAAGAGUGUUGUCUGCCUGUGAGCCUCUGAGAUACCAGAAAAAAAAAACAUGAAAAUAACAAGAAAAAAAAGGGAGGAGGGUAAAAUGGGAUAACAUUUCAAUGUUAAAAGUCCUGAUCUGAAUUACAGAUCUUAUCACUCAACUCUCAUGUACGCUGUUUGGUCAUUUACUGUGUUGGCUCGCUAUCAAUGUUGUGGUUGCUUUCCUUCCUUUCCAUUUCCUUUCUGUGAAUAGAUUCAAUUGAUCUAUUGCAUUUUAAUCCGUCACCAUACUUCCAUAUGAUUAUACCAUGAUUUGUGUGCCACCCCAGCAAACAGAGUAAAACACUGAAGAUCCAACGCCGAGCGGCCCCGACUCUCUCUCUCUCCCUCUCUCUCUCAGCCAUUCGCUGUAAUGCAUCGGCUAUGCCUUCUCUCACCAAACGAGGCACAUUGAAGACCGCAAAUGCCUGAGCUGCACUCAUUCAAAUCAAAAUGGUGUUCUAAAAUAGCUUUGUUUAAGGAACAAACGGCUGUGGCUUUUUGUCUUCAAAAAAAAAGAAUAAACGUUAACACACAUCUUUCCUGACUGUACUUACAUGUGAUGUGAACUAUGUUUGUUAAAUACACGGCCAUUGCGAGGAA
Molecule: messenger RNA, 4485 nt
Organism: Gadus morhua (Atlantic cod)
Lineage: Eukaryota; Metazoa; Chordata; Actinopteri; Gadiformes; Gadidae
Gene: lrrtm1
Product: leucine rich repeat transmembrane neuronal 1
Exons: 1
Coding region: 1536-3128 (530 amino acids)
Molecular function (GO): protein binding
Source: RefSeq, a predicted model, not a curated record